This is a messenger RNA of Neoarthrinium moseri, 585 nucleotides long. RefSeq lists its product as uncharacterized. The transcript has 3 exons. Gene Ontology annotation, cellular component: nucleus. Bases 1 to 585 code for a protein of 194 amino acids. The record is from RefSeq and is a predicted model, not a curated record. NCBI's taxonomy places the organism in Eukaryota, Fungi, Ascomycota, Sordariomycetes, Amphisphaeriales, Apiosporaceae.
AUGAAUCCAUGGGAGCUGCAUGCCUUGGAGUACCACUUCGAUACCGAAGACCAAGAUGCAGCCGAGACGACGUCGAUACAAUCAGUGGCCAUCGCGCCCAAGGACUCCAUACACGAUGCCAUCAUCUAUCCCGGCAUAUAUGCCCCCAGCGGCUACGACAUGAUGGGCAUACUGAUCAGAGUCAUGACGAGGGCGAACGCUGUGAUAGACCUCGGUGCCAUCGAUGCUUCAUGCGCCCUCAUCCUGUGCGAUCUGAAACAACCAGACUGCCCCGUCGUAUACGCCAACGAGCCGUUCUCCCAGUUGACUGGCUACACCCAGCAGGACAUCAUCGGGCGCAACUGUCGCUUCCUACAAGCACCAGGCGGCAAGGUCCGAAGGGGCUCGACUCGCUCGCAUAUCGACAAGGACCUCAUCAAACAGAUGCGCCGCUCCGUCGAAGCCAACAGCGAACUCGCCGUCGAAGUCGUAAACUUCAAGAAGAACGGACAACCUUUCAUCAAUUUGCUGGCCAUGGUCCCCAUCUGCUGGGACAGCGCCGAGCCGCGCUUCUCGGUCGGCUUCCAGGCAGAGAAAACCUGGUGA